This is a messenger RNA of Penicillium paradoxum, 669 nucleotides long. Lineage: Eukaryota; Fungi; Ascomycota; Eurotiomycetes; Eurotiales; Aspergillaceae. The record is from RefSeq and is a predicted model, not a curated record.
GAGGAUUCGCUGGUGGUCACCCACCCAACUACUAACUCACCGGCGUGUGGCUUGAGUACGGCUGAGCGGACGGGAAGCCCUAUUUUCCACACCCUAUGGUCUGAGGAUUCGCUGGUGGUCACCCACCCAACUACUAACUCACCGGCGUGUGGCUUAAGUACGGCUGAGCGGACGGGAAGCCCUGUUUUCCACACCCUAUGGUCGUAUGUACUGGUUAAAAUCAAUCAAAUGCUAUCGUUAACAUUGUCUCGGCUGUACCUCAAUGAAUCGAUACGAGCAGUCGAUAAAAGCUCCUGGCUAAUCUCGAACACGCUUCUUCUGACUCGGUCGUCAGCGCCAGUCCCGGACGAGCAUGCUGGAGCGGCAGCAAUAGGGGGCAUUUCAUCCUCUCCACUGCACCUAGGCUUCUCCCAGAUUCUAAGCCUCUCGCAGAAGAUUCGUUGUCUAUUUCGAGAGUAUACGCAAUCGAUAAUUAAGCGGCUGUUUAGCGAGCAGGUGAAGCCCUCGUCAAGGCGCAUCCCAUGGACUAUCCCCAUUUUCUCAAAGACCGAAAGCCCUAGGGGUUUGAAUUUCCAUACGUAUACCAUCAUUUUGAGACUAGCUCGCGAUAUUUUCUCGUCUUCUCGAGGCUUUCCGGCCAGCUACCCGAGGAAGCUGGGCCUAACAUAG